Molecule: messenger RNA, 1243 nt
Organism: Drosophila grimshawi
Lineage: Eukaryota; Metazoa; Arthropoda; Insecta; Diptera; Drosophilidae
Gene: Lst8
Product: protein LST8 homolog
Exons: 2
Coding region: 131-1075 (314 amino acids)
Biological process (GO): regulation of actin cytoskeleton organization; TOR signaling
Cellular component (GO): TORC1 complex; TORC2 complex
Molecular function (GO): protein binding
Source: RefSeq, a predicted model, not a curated record
GAUAUCGAUAGGUCGUGUAUCGAUAGUUUGCUGCAAUUAUAGUAAGAAUAUACAAAUUCAUAAAUAAAUUGUUAAACAAGGCAAUGUCCGGGACUAACAACAAUCAGUAACGACCAAAGAGUGUCUUGCAAUGGAAGCGACAGAAGACCAGCUAAUACUGGCCACCGGUGGCUAUGACCACACAAUUAAAGUGUGGCAGACGAGCACCGGCAACUGCAUCAAAACCAUGCGCUUUGUGGAGACAUCGCAAGUGAAUGCGCUGGACCGUACACCGGAUAAGACGCGACUGGCUGCAUGCGGUUAUCAGUGCAUAAGAUUGUACGAUUUGGACUCGAACUGCACGGCGCCGGUGAUAAAUUUUGAUGCUGUGCAAAAGAAUGUGACGCGUCUGGGCUUCCAGGAGGAUGGCAAAUGGAUGUUUACUGCCGGUGAGGAUCAUCGUGUGCGCAUCUGGGACAUGAUCUCGGCACCGCCCCAUUGUUCGCGCGUUUUCGAUUGUCAGGCGCCGGUGAAUGCCGCAUGCCUGCAUCCGAAUCAAGUGGAGAUUGCGAUGGGCUCCCAAAAUGGUGGCGUCUAUCUGUGGGAUGUUAAGUCCGAACUGCACGAACAGCUUGUACCCGAACUGGAAGCCUCGAUUCAGGAUGUGGCCAUCUCACCAGAUGGCCAUUACAUGGCCGCCGCCAACAACAAGGGCAAUUGUUACAUUUGGGAGCUGAGCAUCAGUCCCGGCCAGAUGUUGAGCACGAUCAAUCCGAAGAAGAUGAUCCAGGCACACAAUCGCUCUAUAUUGCGCUGUAAAUUUAGUCCCGAUUCGCGUCUACUGGUGACCACAUCGGGCAAUGGCAGCGCCUGCAUUUGGAAGACGGGCGACUUUAGCAAGUGGCGCGAGCUGACCAUUAAAAACUAUUGGAUUUGGGACGCUGCAUUCAGUGCCGAUUCCAAAUUGCUAUUCACAGCCUCAUCGGAUGGCGUUGCACGCCUCUGGAAGCUGGAGACGAAAACCUGCGAACGCGAGUAUACGGGCCACUCCAAGGCAAUUACGGCACUGUCCUUCAAUGACGAGACUUUUGACUAACACAGGCUUAUACAUAGCCUUAGCAUCAUUAGUCUUAGCUCUACACAUAUAGAUAAAUGGAGUCCAUCCCGAUGUGCAUUAUCCAACUGGAGAAAAGAUAUUCUUUUCUUUUUCUUUACCAAUUUAUGAGAAGUCGGAUCACAAAAAAAAAAAAAUUCAUUUUUUUUU